CGCGGCCAAGAUGGCCGACCGGGAAGACUGCUGCCGGGCGGAGCGGGAGCCGGAGCCAGGGCCAGGGUCCGCGUCGGAGCCCGGAGAGGAGUUUGAGAUAGUGGACCGGAGCCAGCUGCCAAGCCCGGGGGAGCUGCGGAGCGCCGCGAGGUCCCGGGCGACGGCCGAGGGCUGGUCUGUGCCCAUCCUGACCCUGGCGCGAAAGGCCACCGGGAACUUGUCGGCGAGCUGCGGGAGCGCGCUGCGUGCGGCUGCGGGGCUGAGCGGCGGGAACGGCGGCGGGGACGGCGCGGUGCGCGCAGCUUCCAAGGGCCAGAUGAUGGAGGAGCGUGCCAACUUGAUGCACAUGAUGAAACUCAGCAUCAAGGUCUUGCUCCAGUCUGCUCUGAGCCUGGGUCGCAGCCUGGAUGCGGACCAUGCCCCCUUGCAGCAAUUUUUUGUAGUGAUGGAACACUGCCUCAAACAUGGGCUGAAAGUUAAGAAGAGUUUUAUUGGCCAAAAUAAAUCUUUCUUUGGUCCUUUGGAGCUGGUGGAGAAACUUUGUCCAGAAGCAUCAGAUAUAGCUACUAGUGUCAGAAAUCUGCCAGAAUUAAAGACAGCUGUGGGAAGAGGCAGAGCUUGGCUUUAUCUUGCUCUCAUGCAAAAGAAACUGGCAGAUUAUCUGAAAGUACUUAUAGACAAUAAACAUCUCUUAAGUGAGUUCUAUGAACCUGAGGCAUUGAUGAUGGAGGAAGAAGGGAUGGUGAUUGUUGGUCUGCUGGUGGGACUCAAUGUUCUUGAUGCCAAUCUCUGCUUAAAAGGAGAAGACUUGGAUUCUCAGGUUGGAGUGAUUGAUUUUUCCCUCUACCUUAAGGAUGUGCAGGAUCUUGAUGGUGGCAAAGAGCAUGAAAGAAUUACCGAUGUCCUUGAUCAAAAAAAUUAUGUGGAAGAACUUAACCGGCACCUGAGCUGCACAGUUGGAGAUCUUCAGACCAAGAUAGAUGGUUUGGAAAAGACUAAUGCAAAGCUUCAGGAAGAGCUGUCAGCUGCAACAGAUCGGAUUUGUUCACUUCAAGAAGAACAGCAGCAAUUAAGAGAACAAAAUGAAUUAAUUCGUGAAAGAAGUGAAAAGAGCGUAGAGAUAACAAAACAGGACACCAAAGUUGAGCUGGAGACUUACAAGCAGACCCGGCAAGGACUGGAUGAAAUGUACAGUGAUGUAUGGAAGCAGCUAAAGGAGGAGAAGAAAGUUCGACUGGAACUAGAAAAAGAGCUGGAGUUACAAAUUGGAAUGAAAAUGGAAAUGGAAAUCGCCAUGAAGCUACUGGAAAAGGAUACCCACGAGAAGCAGGACACACUUGUUGCCCUACGCCAACAGCUGGAAGAAGUCAAAGCAAUUAACUUACAGAUGUUUCACAAAGUUCAGAAUGCAGAGAGCAGUUUACAACAGAAGAAUGAAGCCAUCACAUCUUAUGAAGGAAAAACAAAUCAAGUUAUGUCUAGCAUGAAACAAAUGGAAGAAAGGUUACAGCAUUCUGAAAGGGCAAGACAGGGGGCAGAGGAGCGGAGCCACAAGCUGCAGCAGGAGCUCGGCGGGAGGGUCAGCGCCUUGCAGCUGCAGCUGUCACAACUUCACGAGCAAUGUUCAAGUCUAGAGAAAGAGUUGAAAUCAGAAAAAGAGCAAAGACAAGCUCUUCAGCGAGAAUUACAGCAUGAAAAAGACACCUCCUCUCUGCUCCGAACAGAACUACAGCAAGUAGAAGGAUUAAAGAAGGAGCUGCGAGAACUCCAAGAGGAGAAGGUAGAGUUACAGAAGGUCUGUGAUGAGCAAGAACAAGCCCUCCAGGAAAUGGGACUGCACCUCAGCCAGUCCAAGCUGAAGAUGGAAGACAUAAAAGAAGUAAAUAAGGCACUUAAGGGUCAUACUUGGCUGAAAGAUGACGAAGCAACACACUGUAAGCAGUGUGAAAAAGAGUUCUCCAUUUCCCGGAGAAAGCACCACUGCCGGAACUGUGGGCACAUAUUCUGCAACACCUGUUCCAGCAACGAGUUGGCCCUGCCCUCCUACCCAAAGCCAGUUCGAGUGUGUGACAACUGCCACACAUUGCUGCUGCAGCGCUGCUCAUCCACUGCCUCCUGAGGCCUGGCCAGCCACCUUCAAGAGCCUCAGCAUGGAGGGCAGCCUCAGGUACAGUGCCAAACUCUGGGUCUCCAGGGAACACCAGAGGCUGGGGAAGUUUCCCAAGAGAAUCAGAGAAUGAGAUCUCCACUUGGUGGCUGUUGCUCCGAAGACAGUGUGCCAAGUGGCUGUUGAGCACCUAGUAUGAACUAACUGCAACUAACUGCUGGACUGAAACUCUUCCAUCUGCUUUGUUCCAUCACUGACUUUGGUCCAUAUGUAAACAUGAUUUCGCUGUCAUUUUUCACUUCUCAAAUUUAUCCUUUUUUAUAGCAGUUGUACUCUAGUAUGCAAUCAGUUUUUCUCCUCCCCAUAAUUUUUUAUUUGUGCAAUGCUUUAUAGCACAAAGCAUCUAUCCUUGUGCUUUAUCUGCUUUAGAGAUUUGCUCUUCCAUGUCCUUGUGAAUACCUUUUGUUGGCCAUGCAAUAAAGUCAUUUAUUUUUCC
Messenger RNA from Marmota flaviventris (yellow-bellied marmot), 2603 nucleotides. It is a transcript of the gene Rufy1, whose product is annotated as RUN and FYVE domain containing 1. Gene Ontology annotation, biological process: regulation of endocytosis; protein transport. The record is from RefSeq and is a predicted model, not a curated record. Gene Ontology annotation, cellular component: intracellular membrane-bounded organelle; cytoplasm. Gene Ontology annotation, molecular function: metal ion binding. NCBI's taxonomy places the organism in Eukaryota, Metazoa, Chordata, Mammalia, Rodentia, Sciuridae.